This is a messenger RNA of Helianthus annuus (common sunflower), 741 nucleotides long. RefSeq names its product 36.4 kDa proline-rich protein-like. Lineage: Eukaryota; Viridiplantae; Streptophyta; Magnoliopsida; Asterales; Asteraceae. The coding region runs from base 1 to 741 and encodes 246 amino acids. The transcript has a single exon. The record is from RefSeq and is a predicted model, not a curated record.
AUGGCGUUAUCAACUACACCUGCUCCCGCACACGAGUUCGAGUUUGACCACGAGGUCGAUGAUGAUUUUGAUCCUGUCUUUCCCCCUGACUUCGAUCCUGACCAGGAGAUCGAGUUUAUUCACUUGGACCAGCCCUUAGAGGCGCCCGUAGAUCCUAUUGAUCCCUUGUUUGAUAUGCCUGCUGAUUUUGAUAUGGAUCUUGUUGAUCCUGAGCCCGUCAUGGCCCCUGAGCCGGUCGUUGCUCCUGAUCCUGCACUAGAGCCUGACCCUGUUCAUGAUGAUGCACCAGCUUUUGUACCACCCAUUGCUGACCCACCAGUUGUUGCUCCACCGCUGCUGGAUGAUCCUGUUGUUGAUGCACCGUUCCCUGCUCCCGUGCCAGUAUUGUUUGACCGUGCACCUUUUGCUGCUCAUAUAGAUCCACGAUAUGCCGACACCCGCAACGGGUGGAUCGAUGACGAUGACGAUUACCCACCAUUCGUGCUGCCUGUUACUCCCCUAGUUGCACCCAUGUCUGCACCUACUGAUAUCCCAUUGUUUCCCCCACACACCACAGACGCUCACCGCACUGAUCUUCCCGUUACGUUCCUUCAGGACAUACCGCCACCUCGUCCUGGAGAGGGGUCAUCGAGGCAGCCGCCUGUUUCUGCUCCCCCCAUGUUGUCAUCACCUUUUCCGUUCACAUCUCAGUUUCCUCAUGUUGCACCACCUACUGCACCAUCUUUCAUUCCAUCGAGCUAG